UGAAUAAGAAGGUGUGAGUCAGUGGAAGGAGGCUACUUGGCUACGUUUAAGCCGUCACAAGUGUCCUUCAAGUCGGUGGACGGCGAUCCGGUGGCUAUUUCUAAUCAACCGAAACAACCCCAAUUCAAUUUCUGCUCAGACGACGGUGGAAGACAUGGAAGGGGAUGGAAAAAAGGUGGUGACGGAAGGAGUUGACUGCAAGAUUCCGGUAACGGAGGCGUGGCUGAGGAAGCACCGUUUACUUUACAAUGGUGCCACCAAACACCCGUUUAUCCGCAGCAUCCGUGACGGAUCUGUUGAUUUCACUUCUUUCAAGAGAUGGCUGGGACAGGAUUAUAUAUUUGUAAGAUCGUUGGUUCCUUUUGUGGCAAGUACAUUGGUGAAGUCUUGGAAGGAAUGUGGUGAUGGUUUGGAUAUGGAAGUGAUAUUAGGUGGUAUGGCUUCUUUAAACGACGAGAUCAAUUGGUUCAAGAAAGAAGCUUCCAAGUUUCAUGUUUCCCUGACCAACGUCAUCCCUCAAAAGGCAAACAUCAAAUAUUGCAGAUUUCUAGAGAGCCUUACGAGUUCUGAAACCGAAUACGCGGUGGCAAUCUCGGUGUUUUGGGCCAUCGAGGUGGUGUAUCAAGAAAGCUUUGCUCAUUGUCUUGAAGAAGGCGGUACGAUUCCGCAAGAGCUACAAGAGACUUGUGAACGUUGGGGCAACGAAGCUUUUGGAGCUUACUGCAAGUCGUUGCAAGAUAUCGCUAAUCGUUGCUUGCAUAAAGCAUCGGCUGAGGUAAUCUCGAAAGCGGAGGUAUCUUUUCUACGUGUCCUUGAACAUGAAGUCGAGUUUUGGAACAUGAGCGUUGGAGAAGCAGGAGUUUAAUUAGGGAGAAAAAUAAGCUCGAAAAGUAUGUAGCAAGUAUGGUAAAUGUGGUGCUGUAUCCUGAAUCGUGUCUAUGUUUUCGUUCCAUACAUAUUCAUCUUGAUAAAUGCAUAAACCCUAUAAAAAGGAUGGAAUGACUUUGCCU
Molecule: messenger RNA, 1010 nt
Organism: Cynara cardunculus var. scolymus (artichoke)
Lineage: Eukaryota; Viridiplantae; Streptophyta; Magnoliopsida; Asterales; Asteraceae
Product: probable bifunctional TENA-E protein
Exons: 3
Coding region: 155-865 (236 amino acids)
Cellular component (GO): cytosol
Source: RefSeq, a predicted model, not a curated record